CACUUUACAAAGAGGGGAAAGCUCUCAGAGAGAAGUCACACAAUUAACAAAUACUAAAACGAGGCUUCUACUCUGGACUUCAAAGACAAUGCUCUAAACCAUCCAAUCCAGGAGAAUUAACGCUUUUUGAUUCUGUUAGCUAAAGCAGUCCACCCCAAGAAGCCUCGCGAUAUUACUCAAACUACUACUCCCGACAUGCAAAGCGGCUUCUGUUGGUCAGCCUAUGCCGGUGAGUCUGGAGGGCCCCAGCAUGCCUCGAGGCGCGAAAGGCAACCUGGGAGCCGUAGUUCUCUUGGACGCGUACCGGUAUUGCCAGCGCGGCAGUGGCGGCUCUCUCUGUUCCGGCUAGCGGAUCUUGUGAGGGCGAGCUGAGGCGGAGAAAGGGCGCGGAACUGGAAAAGGGUGAGUCAGGCACUGUCUACGCGAUAAAGAGAGGCAGCAGCGUGGCGUAGGGCUGAGUUGAGGAAGUGCGGCCCCUGCGACAGUCUGUUCAGGGAGACCGCGAUCUUAGCGCCGGCGAGAGGAGGGUGAGGAGGAGCCAGAGCCCGGUCCUUGCACCCGUCCUCGCCCUCGGCACCGCGCCGCCAUCUCCACCAUGCAGUCCCGGGAAGAAGCUCCGCGUUCUCGCCGCCUCGCCAGUCCCCGCGGGGGGAGGCGGCCCAAGAGGAUUUCCAAGCCCUCGGUUUCGGCUUUUUUCACGGGCCCGGAGGAGCUGAAGGACACGGCCCAUUCUGCAGCCCUGCUGGCACAGCUCAAGUCUUUCUACGACGCGCGGCUGCUAUGCGAUGUGACCAUCGAGGUGGUGACACCUGGCAGCGGGCCUGGCACAGGCCGCCUAUUUUCCUGCAACCGUAAUGUGCUGGCUGCCGCGUGUCCCUACUUCAAGAGCAUGUUCACCGGCGGCAUGUACGAGAGCCAGCAGGCGAGCGUGACUAUGCACGAUGUGGAUGCCGAGUCCUUCGAGGUCUUAGUUGACUACUGCUACACGGGUCGCGUGUCUCUAAGCGAGGCCAACGUGCAGCGCCUCUACGCGGCCUCCGACAUGCUACAGCUGGAAUAUGUGCGAGAAGCCUGUGCCUCCUUCCUAGCCCGCCGCCUAGACCUGGCCAACUGCACCGCUAUCCUCAAGUUUGCGGACGCCUUCGACCAUCACAAACUGCGAUCGCAGGCCCAGUCCUUUAUAGCUCACAACUUCAAGCAGCUCAGCCGGAUGAGUUCAGUUCGGGAGGAGACUCUGGCAGAUCUGACCUUGGCCCAGCUGGUGGCUGUCCUGCGCUUGGAUAGUCUAGACAUCGAAAGUGAGCGGACAGUGUGUCAUGUGGCCAUGCAGUGGUUGGAGGCGGCUCCCAAGGAGCGUGGGCCUAGCGCAGCAGAAGUCUUCAAGUGUGUCCGCUGGACACAAUUCACUGAUGAAGAUCAGGAUUACCUGGAAGGGCUGUUGACCAAGCCCAUUGUGAAGAAGCACUGUCCGGACCUUAUUGAAGGGGCCCUGCAGAUGCGAUGCAGUGACAUGUUGUACAAGUCUGUGGUGCCUAAGUCAGAGGACAGCAGCAGCUCUGUUGUAUCCGCAGCAGAAAAUCCACCCCAGAGGCUGGGCAUGUGUGCCAAGGAGAUGGUGAUCUUCUUUGGACAUCCCAGAGAUCCCUUUCUCUGCUAUGACCCGUACUCGGGGGACAUUUACACAAUGCCAUCACCAUUGACCAGCUUGGCUCACACUAAGACUGUCACCUCCUCAGCAGUCUGUGUCUCUCCAGACCAUGACAUCUAUCUAGCUGCCCAGCCCAGGAAGGACCUCUGGGUAUAUAAACCAGCCCAGAAUAGUUGGCAGCAACUUGCAGACCGCUUACUCUGCCGUGAGGGCAUGGAUGUGGCAUACCUCAAUGGCUACAUUUACAUUUUGGGUGGGCGAGACCCUGUUACCGGAGUUAAAUUGAAGGAAGUGGAAUGCUACAGUGUUCAGAGGAACCAGUGGGCGCUGGUGGCUCCUGUACCCCAUUCCUUCUAUUCCUUUGAACUAAUAGUGGUUCAGAACUAUCUUUAUGCUGUGAACAGUAAACGCAUGCUCUGCUAUGAUCCUAGCCACAAUAUGUGGCUGAACUGUGCUUCUCUUAAACGAAGUGACUUUCAGGAAGCCUGUGUCUUCAAUGAUGAGAUCUAUUGUAUCUGUGACAUCCCAGUCAUGAAGGUCUAUAACCCAGCCAGGGGAGAAUGGAGGCGGAUUAGUAAUAUUCCCUUGGACUCAGAGACCCAUAACUACCAGAUUGUCAAUCAUGGCCAAAAGUUGCUCCUCAUCACUUCUACCACCCCACAGUGGAAAAAAAACCGGGUGACUGUGUAUGAAUAUGAUACUAGGGAAGACCAGUGGAUUAAUAUAGGUACUAUGUUAGGUCUAUUGCAAUUUGACUCUGGCUUUAUUUGCCUCUGUGCUCGGGUUUAUCCUUCCUGCCUUGAACCUGGUCAGAGUUUCAUCACUGAGGAAGAUGAUGCACGGAGUGAAUCUAGUACUGAAUGGGACUUAGACGGAUUCAGUGAGCUGGACUCUGAGUCAGGAAGUUCAAGUUCUUUUUCUGAUGAUGAAGUCUGGGUACAGGUAGCACCUCAGCGAAAUGCACAGGAUCAGCAGGGUUCUUUGUAAAUAUUUUGAAACACCGAGAUGUUUCUACUGCUAUGGAAUGUAUCUUAAAAAGAUAUCCUCUCCUUUUUCUGGAAAAAAAAAAAAGUGAUUAGGACCACAGAUUUGGUUUAGAAAGGGUAAUGUUUGAAUUACUAAUGUAAUGUUACAAAAUUUAAGCAGUCCACAUAAGAAUUUACUGUGCUAAAAGUUGAGAUUGAAAUAUGCAAAAAGUGAGCUAUAUCGUUGAUUAGAAAGCUUGGUGGUUUUUUCAUUGUUCAGUUAUUCAUUGCACCAGUGGAUUGUUUUGGUUAGUUACAGUAGUUUAUAUUUUGAUUAUCUAAUUUAGUCUUCUGUUAACUUUUUAAUUCUAUUAGUGCCACAAAGAAUUUAACUUCUUAAUUUUUAUAAUAGAAAAUUGGACUAGAAAUUGUUGGUAGGGUUUUGAAGGUUUAUAUUUUCCUUCAGAAUAAUGAAAGUAGUAGAUUUCCCAAAUUUUAAAGUAGUCAGUUUCUAAUAUUCUAAGUUAAUAUAGUUUGUUAAAAUUUGUUUUUUUUUCCCUUCUGCAAAUUAAAAAAAAUUGGACACAUAUGUAUUAAUAGUGAUUCAUUUUGGUAAUGUGAAGAGUGGUCUUAAGAGCUCUCAAAGUGAAAAAAACUUGGGAUUCCACUGUUCUAAAAGAAAUUUCACUUUUAAUUUUGGAAUAUAAAAUGUGUAUUUGCUAAUUGUGACCAUUUUUCUGUCUUAACAUCCAUUCUAGUAGUGUCACCAAUUAUUUAAACACUCUUCUAAACCAAAAAACAAUAGGUAACUUGCUCUGUAAGUUCAUAUUUUUCAUCUGUAUCUAAUACAUGCUUCAUUGAAUCAGAGGAGCAAUCAUUUUUUUCACUGGACAUAUGAUUGGGUAAUGUAAAUUUUUAUCCAUUGGUCAUGGCUUGUCUUAAAAAGUUUUUAUGCUUUCCUAAAAUAUUUUGGCUGUGUGGUUUUGGUGUUUGUCUUAGAGGAUUCUUCAGCAGGAAGUGAUUUAUUCUUUACUGUUUUUGUGAGGUAAUAUUGGUUUCGAAAAUAUGUAUAAACUAAAUACAGUAUUUUAUUGAGAUCUCUAGUUAUUGUGUCUAUCAUCUAUAAAAUCAAGUGCCAGCAGAGAACUUUAAAACUUUAAGCUGUGUAUAGAACUGUUUUGUGGAGCAUUGAAGUAUUGUCAGAUUUGUACGUCACUGGAAAUGAUUAUCAGCUUGAAGGUAUUUUUGUAUUAAAAGUUGACAGUUAAAGAACGUAGUGGAUGGUGGCAUUUGGGGCCAAUAGUGAAAGUAUGUUUCCUCUAAAAUGUUUCCGUAAGCAGUGGUAUACAUGGUUUUUUUUAUUAGAAUAUUUGUAUCUGUUCUGUAUUUCUCUGUGAACCAUGUUUCAGUCUUUCUUCUUUGGGUUGUUUUGUUUUGUUUGUAUGCCCAUAAUAUAAGGGAAAGUCCAGAAAUAGAGACUAAAUCGCACAAAAUUGACCUUGUUAAAUACAAGAAUAUAUAGGUGCUUACCUUUUGAGGGUCUGUUAAUACAUAUGGUUGUCACAAUCCAUAUACGUGAUAAAUGGUGUACAUAUACAGAUGCUUAUGGUCUAUAAAUUUUUCUGUACCCAUUUAGAAUUAUCUUCUUGAAUCUUUGUUCACUAACAUGCUAAUUCCUCUUCCAUGUUUAUUCUCUAGUGACGGAAUGCUAACAUUUCGUACACCCUGGCAGAGUACUGAGGAGUGUGUUCCUGGAUUGGGAACUGAAUUUUGAAUGAAAAGAGAGAGAGGCAGAGAGAAAAGGAUUAAAAAAAAACAAACACACAGAUAAUGUUUUCUUAGCCAUUUAGAUUGGCCAUUUGAAGAGUCCACAAGACUUUCUUGUUGAACAUUAUUUCUAGUGAAAUAAGAUGCUUGCCCUAGCAGUAUGUGCUCCUUCGAACGGCAGACAUGCUUUAGUGGCCUAAGGCUAACUUUUUUUCCGUUUGAUAUCAGGGAUGUUAUAAGCACUGCUCUUAACAUAGAAAGCUAUUUUCUUAAUAGUGUUAUUUUUUGGCCAACUUUUCUUUACCAGUAACUUCUUGAUAGCUUUUUGUUUUGUAAGGUUGAAAUAGGACAAUGCUUAUUUCGACCAGAUUAUCCAUCUGCAGGAUUAAGAUAUGCAACCGAUUGAUAACAGACAAAAUCGCUAAUUUGCCCUUCUCAACCUUUAGGUUAGGUACAAGCUAAUUAGUAGUAAAUCUUGGUUUACAAAAAGGUUUUCUUGGGAAGGAUUUUGGUUUCAUGAUAUAUUUGUGAAUUAGGGAAUAUUUGUUAACCAUUUUAUAGCUAAGUGAUUUGUACAUGGUUAGUUACAAAUAAAACUGGCACUAGAA
Molecule: messenger RNA, 4988 nt
Organism: Diceros bicornis minor
Lineage: Eukaryota; Metazoa; Chordata; Mammalia; Perissodactyla; Rhinocerotidae
Gene: KBTBD7
Product: kelch repeat and BTB domain containing 7
Exons: 1
Coding region: 596-2635 (679 amino acids)
Molecular function (GO): protein binding
Source: RefSeq, a predicted model, not a curated record